GUAAAUUUUAAGCCACCACUUUGCGAAAUAGAGCAGCAGCUACGUAACCUAAAUUUUAUUUUGUAUUUUUGAGAAGAUAAUAAUCAAACAUAAAUAUAAUAUUAGUAAUUAUUGAAUUUAUGAAUAUGGAAGCUUUUGAAAUAGGAUCUUGUUUCAGAAGUUACAAUGAAUUAAUGGAAAAAUUAAACGAAUAUUGUGAAGCUACCAACACAAAAUUUACCACAAAAGACUCGAGAUUAAUAACAAACGAAUUUGCAACAGCUAAAGAAAGUUUUGUUUAUUCAGAACUAAAACUUAUAUGUGUUUAUGGUCGUACAACAAAAUUGAAAGAGCAAAAUCGGAAAAGAAAAAUGAGAACAAUCAGAAUUCCUAAAACUGAAUGUCCAGCAUACUUCAGAAUAAAGUUAUUAAACUCCGGUGUAGCACUACAAAUUGUGGCUAUGAAUACUAAACAUAAUCAUGUUUGUGAGAAAAUUGAGGAACCAGAAAUUAUAAAAAAGAAAAAGAAGUUGAAAAGAGAAAUUAAAAGUGAAGAAGAUGACGAUGAUGAUGAGGGUAUAAACACUGAAGCUAUGGAGGCAUCUGAAUUUAUAGAAGUUUAUAUAGAUCCAGAUGAUAAUUCUCAACCUGAAAGGAAAGUCAAAUUGUCUUUCAAAGGAUUAUGUGUACCUGUUUUUAACAUGUUUCGGGAUGAUUUAUCACUCAAAGUAGGAUCUAUUGCUGAAUAUGCGGAAUAUCUGUCUGGUUGUGGAAUAAAAGGUGUAAUAGUAAAUGGUUGUGCAGGUGAGGGAAUGUCAAUGACAGUUACUGAAAGAAAAUUAGUAGCUGAAGAAUGGAUAAGUGCUACUAGAUCUCGAAAUAUGCACGUUAUGGUUCAAAUAAGUGCUUGUCCUUUACCCGAUGUCCAGGAAUUGACUAAACAUGCUGAAAUGAUAGGAGCUGACUCGAUUCUUUGUAUACCCGAAUUAUACUAUAGACCCUCUUGCAACGAUGAACUUGCGGAUUAUUUGAAAAUUAUCAGUGAUAUCGCCCCUAAAACUCCGCUAAUUUACAGUCAUAAUCCGGAAAUGACAGCAGUUGAUUUAAAUAUGAUAGACUUCGUAACUAAUUAUGCCGAAAGUAUUCCGACUUUCUGUGGUAUCGAGUUCGUAUCAAAUGAUGUAAAUGAUGCUGUAGCAGUAUUAAAAGCAAGCAAUGGAAAGUACAAAAUUUUUUUUGGGACUGAUUCGGACUUAUCAGUAGCUAUAUCCAACGGUUUUGAUGCUGCAAUAACACCAACGGGUAAUUUGUACCCGAAUUUGGUUACAAGUAUUAUGAAGUCUUCGAAACAUUCAAAAUCAAGUGAAGCAAGAAGAUUACAAAAAGAAUUGAUUUUUAAUUUAACAUCCAUUCUAGAAUAUGGUUUUUGGGUAUCAUCAAUGAAAGUGGCCAUGAAUUUUUUGGCUCCUUUUAAUGUAGGUAUAUGCAGACCACCAUUACGAAACCUUUCUGAAGAAGAUGUAAAUUCGAUUAAAGAAAAAUUGAUCACAGCGAUUAGCUAGCUUAAAGUUAUACUUUUAGAUACAUAAUCAGUUUCGUUAGUCACUCAAAUAUUUUUGAAACAUUUCAUCCAGUAAACAAAACAGUGUUGGUUGAUAUGACAAUAUACAUUCACAGCUCAUUGAUAAAAGAGAAAUGUAGUCAUACACUAUAUUAACUAACAAUCACAAUUAAACUGUCUGACGUAUGUUGUAAUAACUAAGAUAUUGUCUUCAGGAACAGAAGUUUACCUUUGAUUUUUAAAGAUGAUAAUUUCAAACGCACGACAGAUAUGUAAUUGUGAAUGUUGCAGACAUUCCAACUGAUAUGUAGUCAGGUAAAAUCAAACAUUUUUGUGAAAUACAUCAAUUGAUUGAUGAAUUGAUUCAGUAUGAAACUGGAAUUGGUGGCGUUUGGAUUGGCGAAUCAAACCAUUUUGUUCAUACCAAUUCCGUCUUUCGGCAAAUUGUGUCUUUCUUUUGAUACUCAAAAUUGUCGAAAAUUUUUGUAACUAAAUAACAUCUAUAGUAUUUUUUUUGUAAUGGCUUUUUAUCAAAACUUUGAUCGAACAUAUAACCUACAGCGAUUAUAGUAUUAUUUAUAUAGACAAGGUGUCAGUAUAUAACCACAAUAACAGUUUAAGGUUAAAAGGCUGCUCCAGAAAAACAAAUCUUUAGGUUUAUUUUCCACAUUUAACUUUUAGCAACGAAGCAAAUUCAACAUUUUAAGGUUUUAACGGUUUAAGAAUUUUAUGCAGACUGAACUUCUUGGGACAUGGAUGCUAUCAAAUGGAUACAGGAACGUUUCACUUCCCCAUGAGUCAACCGUGUGUUAGUCGUUGUAUAUCGAAGGUCUAUAAUGCUAUGAAUAACGUCUUAUUAAAUAGGUGGGUAAGAUUUCCAACAGCACCAGGGACUAUUAAUAGAAAUAUUCAAAUGAUUUAACAGUAUGGAUUUCCAGAAGUGAUUAUGAGUAUUGACUGCACACAUAUAAUUAAUAUUUUCAACACCAAACCAUCAUCUAUUAUAUCCCGUAGGUCCAUAUUACAACAGAAAUAUUCAGAUAAUUGUAAAUGCUCACUUAAAAAUAAUCAAUAUUAAACUCUAGAUAUCCUGGAUCGGUACACGAUUCACCAAUGUGGCAAAUAUCAAGCAUAAAUUUACAUUUAGAACAAGUAUAUUUGCAAUAUAGUAUAAUUGGAGAUGAAGGGUAUCCCUCGUCACCUUGGUUAUGAACACAAUAUCCAGGGCAACUUCCUCAUGAGGAAAGGUUUAAUACACAUUUAAGACGAGUCGGAGUUACCAUAGAACAAGUAAAUGGAAUUCUAAAAGGUAGAUUUAGAUGUUUAUUAAAACAUUGGACACUGAAUUAUACUCCCAUAAAAGCUGGCAAAUUGGUUAACUCUUGUACUCUUUACACAAUAUGGCAUUGCAUUUCCAUGAUGUUCUUCCUGAUGAAGUGAUUCAAGGACUCACCCUUGUGAUAACUAUAUCAUAAGACAAAAGGUUCCAAUAUUGUGUAUGUUGUUAGUUAAUGAAAAAGUCGGGUUUACUAACAGUUAUAUAAAUGAUAAAAAUAUUUUGUAUUUAACGCGUUUGUCAAUUUAAAUGUAUAUUACCGAAGUUACUUCUGAAUAGCGUCAUUAACUUAUCAAUGUAAAAUAUGUUAUGAGAUAAUUUUAAUGAUAUAGGUUUUGACUUGUAAAAUCAGUAGCUUAGAAGACACUGAGGUUACUAACUGAGGGUUUUUGAGGUAAAACAGUUUAAUAUGGGGAAAGAGUGUCACUCUGGGGCAAAAACGAUGUGUGAGUAGGUGAAACAGUAGCAGAUGUUGUGCUGCUAGUUGUAGAAAUUUUCGAAUUGCAAAAAACAACCUAAACUAAGAUAAAUGAAACUUUAAUGUCAAUAAUAAGAUUAGAUUCCUCUGAAGUACUACAACUUGUAUAAAGGAUUUAUGACAGAAACAUAACUAUGUUUGCCUCAUCCUUCCCCCAGCUACUUUUUCACCCUCAGUAGUUAAACUUAUCCCUUCGAGUGUUACCAAUUUCUCUAGUUACAUCAUGAUCGAUCGAUGGUACUACAGUACAGCUGUUUAGGUUGUAUUUUGCAAUGAAUCAUUUUUUAUUUUUGAAUCUUAUUUACUUUUUUGUGAGAUGCAAUCUAAAAAUAGUUUAUUAAAUUUUUAAAAAGACUGAAUUUAUGCAUUUUUUUCUGACUUUGUAUAGUUUGAAAUGUUUUGCAUUUCCUAUCAAAGUAUUGAUCGUGAUUUUGUGACACCCAGGAAAAAAAACUAACAAAUUAGUCAUUAAUGAGAUAAGUGUAAAAAUUUAUAAGAUAAUUUUUAAAAUAACCUUCUCUUCCUCCCUUUUGACACUAUUUUGUAGGACGUGAGUAACAAUUAUACUGAGUACUCUGUUUACACCAACAUUUACACUGUGACGCGCGAUUCUAUAACCAAGAGAUUGAAAGUAAACUACGAACUAAUGACUUGAUUUACAUGUUUUAUACUAAAUUUUCCCACCAAUAAACCUUCUCCCGCGGAAAUUAAUUCCAACGAGAAAACCUCCUUGGCGGAAAUCUUCACAUUCAUUCCUUGACUACUAAACUAUAGAGUGGGCUAUGAGGAAUUGUAAAUAGCUUAAUUAAUAGGUUUAAGAAACCAAAAAUGUGAAACCACUUUUUUCCAAACCCAACAUGAAUAACAAAAAAAAUUUACUCUGAUACCUUUCAAUCCUGUUUAUACAAAAGGAUUAGAAGGAAUAUUUAACAGAGUGGGUUUUAAAUUGGUUUGUAAAUCCAAUAACACAUUUAAACAAUUAUUGGACAAUCUUAAGGAUAAAAUACCAAAUUUGGAACAAAGUGGUAUAUACGAAAUGAGCUGUAGUGUUUGGGACGGAAAGUAUAUCGGGCAAACUAAGAGAUAUUCGGUUUAAACAGCACAUAGCUCAUUUAAAAUAUGGACGGACCGGAAAAUCAAGUAUUGCCGAUCACGCUGCCAGUCAUAGUCAUGACAUAAAUAUUCAUAAUGUAAAAUUGUUAAAAAAUGUAUCUAAUAAUAAAUGUUUGAAUUUGAAAGCAUUGAAAUUGCUAAAGGUAAAAGUAGCUUGAAUAGGGACAAAGGACCGGAAAUUAAUUUUCGCGGAAGGUUUAUUGGUGGGAAAAUUUAGUUUACCCUCAAUCUCUGAAGACGAUAACUUGGUUAUCGAAACGCGCGUCAGACAGUUUAAUUUUGAAUGUUGGUAUAAACAGUGUAUUCAGUAUGAACGUCACUAAAGGUUCUAGAAAUUCCAACUUGUGAAUAACAAUUACCAAAAAGAUAUCAAUUGUCCUUGACGACUUACCACCUUUUGGCAGUAAUAAUUGAUACCAUACAAAAUACCCUAUAUUCAUGGAAUUUUAACUACAAACUAAUACCUCUAAUAUUUUAUUUCAUCUACAAUGUCUAACAAUGAUUUGUGAAAAUUGAGUGUUGUGAAUAUUAAUAG
This is a messenger RNA of Diorhabda sublineata, 5002 nucleotides long. RefSeq names its product N-acetylneuraminate lyase-like. Gene Ontology annotation, molecular function: 4-hydroxy-tetrahydrodipicolinate synthase activity; N-acetylneuraminate lyase activity. The transcript is spliced from 10 exons. Gene Ontology annotation, biological process: N-acetylneuraminate catabolic process. NCBI's taxonomy places the organism in Eukaryota, Metazoa, Arthropoda, Insecta, Coleoptera, Chrysomelidae. The record is from RefSeq and is a predicted model, not a curated record. Bases 120 to 1541 code for a protein of 473 amino acids.